AAACUCGCAGCAAUGUCGGGGUCCAUUGCGGGCUUUCAGGAUGUGAGUGACCGUGGCAUUUGUAAGGGACAAAGGAAACGGCGACAGAGGAGAUGGAGGCGUUGGCAAAGCUGGUGAGGUGGGCGCUGGGCUGGCGUGGUGCGGCAGUGUGGGGUCAGCGUUGAUAGGAGACGCGAUCCAGGAUGGGAGAGGAUCGCUUGGGUCGGGAAUGAAGGUCGUGAUGCCCUCUGGGGUGGCUGGAGGGAAGACGUGAAGGGGACGCGGUGAACCAAGGAGGGGCAGCUCACCGGAGAAGAAAGAGGCUGGAAUGGCUGUGGAUUUUGAGGCGAGUUGAGUGGCAGGUCGCGCAAUGGUAACACUUGUGCCUCGUAGCAAAAACAAAACCUCGGUUUGAUUCCCGACUCAGGCGCCUUUCUGUGUGGCGUUUAAACAUCGGUCUUUCCAUGCUCUGCGUGACUUUUCAUUGAGCUCUCCGGUUUUAUGCCACAGCAGAAAAGCACGCAGCCUAACCGGUAUUGGUCAUAACAUCCCAAUGCUGAAAUAUUCCUUGCAAAUUAUUCAAUUUGAAUCAGGCAGCAGCAGCAACAUCACCCCUCUGCUGCGAAAACUAUUGGCAGGAUCGUCUUGAAUAAUACGUUUGAGACUCGCCGAGGUUUCCUGGGUAAACGAGCAUAGUUGAGAAGAAUUAAUAAUCAUUAAUAAAAUGUUUUAUGAUAAUUCAGUUGAUCCCGCUUGCCAACUGACGGUGGAGUGGUGGGUGCAGCAGGUUCAAGCGUCGUUACGGGGUUUGACACGGAGACCCUGACCUGGUGUCCAAGUCCCUCGGCGUUUAUUCGAGGUUUCGUGGAUCCGCGUACGGGCACGGGUCUCGUCAAGUGGAAAAACGCGGCCACGCAGCCGCGGCUAGGCAGAUCGGAGACCCGGUGUUUGAUAUUCACUUGAAAAAAAUGUCGCUCCGACCUCGCACGGCUACAGGAAGAGCACUCCGUGUUGUUUCGCAAUGCUGGACUGCGUCUGGAGCGACCGUCCACAGAGACUUUAAAUUAUUUCCACUUUUGUUCGGUCGCUGUUGUGUGCGCGAUGCUGCUUCGGUAGGUGGCGCACAGCUGUCACCAAGCACUGAACAGCACUGCCCCGGAUAGCAACAAAUGUAGAGAAUAGAGUGACAUUUCGGGCAAUGCCCCUUCUUCAUGGCAACAUACAUCGAGUAUGUCGAGGGAAUGCCUUGCUGGCACGGGCGGGGCGCAACAGAUGCGCGGUCCCUUCUUCUUCUUCUGUCUGUCUGAGCUGGAAUCACCAAAUCCUCCUCCUCCUCCUCGCCUCCCUCCCUCCCUCUACCUCCAACCCCUGCGCGCCUUCCCCUCGCACCGCCGUCGACCUAAAGCCCCCGCCCACUUCAAUCGGCUGAAAAGAUCUGCCCGCGGUUGCUAGGCAGCUUCGUGGGAGCUGUAUUAGUCAAAGAAAACAAAAGCCCGGGUAGCCGUGUGGGAGGAGCGGGAGGAGGAGGAGGGGGUGGCGAGGUGAUGUCCGCGUGAGUGCCGCGCGUCGCUGCUGCUGCGGCGGCGGCGGACGGAGGAGAGUGGAAGGGAGGGGUUUUUUUUUGUUUCGGGGUCGGCUGCUCGCGAGAGAGGGUGGAGAGAGGAGGAGGAGGCAGCGUCGAGUUUUUUGCGCGGGAAGACGGAAACGGCAGAAGCAUCAUCAUCAUCAACAGCAGCAGCGGCGGCAUCAGCCGUGCUCCCGUUCUCGCGUCGCCGAUCGCGCGUGCCUGUGUGUGCGCACGCACGCACGCACGCGUUGGCACACACACAGCGCAGCACACCACACGUGUGUGUGCCCGGGCUGCCAUCUGUCUACGUUAAUCCGCUGCUGGGGCUGCGGCGAGCGAGAGGGCGGGCGGGGAGCGAUGCUGUCGGGGAUGGUGGUGGCGCGGCGCUCGGCAUCGCCACAUCCCGCCGCGAGCGGGGGGCCUCUCGCGGCGCCGUGGCCGAGCCGGACUCGCGGCGCUGCCCGCGGCGUCGCGGGACGAGGAGGCCGCUAGAUGAGAGGCGCCGCCAGAGCGCGAGGAGGAGGAGGAGGACGAGGAGGAGGAGAGCCGCAUCCCGAGCACAUCCGAGCAGGCAUGGCCGCGCGUUCGCCGCGGGGACUGUCGGCGCUGGGGGUGGGAGAGAUGUCGUGCGUGGCGGAGGAGGCCGAGCUGGAGAUGCUGUACGAGGAGGAGGAGGAGGAGGAAGAAGAGGAAUACGAGGAUUUGCGUUGUUUUAGCCGAUACUGCGAAUCACCGGUGGAUCAGUACCACCGGCACUCGCUCUCGCCCGUGCCGGAGGAGUCCGGCGAGGAGGAGGAGGAGCCGUGCGGCGUCUCCGCGGGGUCCGCCGGCUCGCGCUCGUCCUCGUGCGAGGGCCUCUCGCCGGGGGCCCUUCCCAGGGACGGCUCUCCCAAGCGGGCGGCGACGGCGGCUGCUGCGGCUGCUGCGGUGACUGCGGUGGCGCAGUCCGCGUGCGAGCAGGAGCUGCUCCGGGCCGCGGCGGUCAAACUGCGCACGCUCGCCACGCCGCGGCUGCCCGGCACGCGGAGGCGCGAGGAGGAGGGCGAGGGAGAGGAGGGUCCCGAGGACGCCGAGGAGGUCGAGGAGGUGCAAGACGAGAAGAGGCCACUCAGCUCCUGGGAGACGCUCGAGUACCUUGUACGUGCUCAGGACCGACCGCUCCAGGACCGGGCCGGCGUUGCGUGGCAACAACGGAGGAGGAGCAGUGACGACGAGGAAUACAAGGAGGACGAGGAGGAGGACGAGGAGGAGGAGGAGGGCCUCGCGCGGUCACAGCCGAGCCGGGAGGACGGCGUGGCCUCGACGCUCGGCUCCGACGAGCCGUGGAGGCGCAAGCGGAGCCGGCGGGACGAGAGCGAGCACCGGGCGGGCACGGGUGGCCGCGAGCGCGAGGAGGACACGGUGCGGGAGGCAACCGCCUCCGCCCGGCACCGCGCGUCCAACGGGCAGCAGCCCCGGCAGCGGCGCCGGCGGCUGAGGAACGGCUCGGCCCCGGAGGCGCCGGCAGCGAGCGGAGAGCCGGACGAUCGCUACGAGGAGGAGGAGGAGGAGGAGGAGGCGGCGGCGACGACGGCGUGGUCGCGCGCGGCAGAAGGCGGCGGCGGCGCCGCGCAGGAGGGCGGCUGGGCGCUGCGGGUGGCGCUGACCGAGGCGGAGCGAGUGCAGAGCUGGCUCAUGCAGGCGCACGCCUCCCUGGGGCGCUGCGGCGCCGCGCGGUGGGGCCGCACGCGCGACGUGGCCAGCCAGCUCGUCGACUGCCAGAGCCUGCUGACGGAGAUCGAGCGCAAGGUGUCGGUGCUCGGCGCCCUCAUCACGCGGAGCGACGCGCUGCUGGAGGAGGUGCGGGCCCGGGCGGGCUCGCGGACCCCUAUCCUCGCCGGCGCCGCGGGCGGGGACGGGAACUCGGCGUGCCUCGACUCCACGGUGGCGACGGAGGCGGGAGAAUGGGCCGCCCCCAACGACGGCCAACCGAUGGACACUGUGUGCGGCCGCGAGCCGGACGGCGACGACGGCGACGACGCCGCCGGGAAGGAGCUCGCGUCCGACGGGCCGGAGAGCGACGUCCGCCCCGCCGAGUCGCCGGGCCGCUGUUGCGAUAGCGACCAGGCUACCGUGCAGCACGCGGCGGCGCAGCACGUGGACGCGCAGCGCCUGCGGAGGAGGGCGCACGCCGAGGAGAUCUCCGCUCGGCUGCGCACGCUCAAGGGCAGCUUGCUGGGGCUGCAGAAGGUGCUGCUCGACCGGCAGACCAUCCUGCAGGAGGACCUCGUGCUGGAGGAGUACAGCGAGCGCGUGGAGAGGCUGCCCACGGGCUCGCUGCUGUCCGGCGGGGUUUCCCUCGCGGCCGCCGCCGCCCCUGGUGCCGCCGCCGCCUCCGCCACCGUCGACCACAACUGCAACCGCCAGCCGCAGACGCUCCGUGGCCUCCUGGAGGAGCUGAAGCUUCUCCUGGACGAGGCGGUCUCCGAGCACGAGGCCCUGUCAGCCAGGCUCCGUCAGGCGAGCGGCACGGCCCGGUCAGAGGGCCUGGGGGAGGGCCGCCGAAGGCCCCCGUGGGGCCUCCUGGAGCAGGAGCAGCAGAGCAAGAUGAGGGUGCUGGCCGACCUCCUGCACUGCCGCGACAUCUCGGGCUCGGUGCCGCUCGCCUCGAUGUCGCCGCUGGAGGAGGCGUGGGGGCCGGGUCGGCCUCCGCCGGCUCCCCGCGUGGCGGCGGUGGCGCCGCGGGCGGCAGCGAGGCUCGGACGCUCGGCCGGGGGGGGCGUCGGCGACGGAGAGGUGCAGAACGGUGUUGAGCACCAUGGGGAGGGAACGGUGGAGGAAGAGGUGGAGGAAGACGGUGACGAGGAGCGGGGGGAGGAGGAGGAGGAGGGGGGGGAGAGGCCACGUGACCCCGAGUGGAAGCGCUUCUCCGUGCUGCGGGCAGCGUCGCGCCGACUCGACGCCGUGGAGGAGGCGCUCCUCCUGCCCUGGGCGGACGGCGACGAGGAGCGGGAGGCGCGGCUGGAGGAAGAGGAGGAGCUGUGCGUCCACCUGGCGGAGUUGGACCGCGAGUUGCGCCACCGCUCGUGGGAGGACGAUGCGGCGAGCGAGCCGGGCCCGGGCGACGCUACCGCCACCGCCGCCGCUGCCACGCGGAGGGGCGUGCAGCUGCGGCUGGGCGCCCUGGAGGCCGCCUUGCGGGCCAGCUGCUCGGCCCUCAGGGACGGGAUAUCCAGAGUCGCCGAGCACCAGAGGGAGGUGGCGGCGCUGCAGAACGCCGUGUCGAGCGAGCGGCGCUCCUUUCAGCGCAAGCUCCAGCACUGCGCUGACCACAGCCCCACUCAGCAACUGGAGGUGCUCAGAGAGGUGGCGCGGUCCCUGGACAGCCUGAGAAGCCAAGCGGCGCCGCUCCGGCAGCGCCAGCUCGAAGCAAAGCCCACGUCUCCCGCGGGCACCGACCUGGCGCGCAUCGAGCACAUGCUCGAGACGCUGGAGGAGGACGUUCACGGGCGGCGGCACGCCCUGACGCGCGCUUGCGCCGCCGACCGGCGCUACGAGCAGGAGCUGCGGGCGCUGCUGAUGCUCGCGCGUCUCGCGGACGAGCGGCUCCUCUCCGCUCCCCGGCUGCUGCUCGCCGCCGCAGACCUCGAGCAAGCGGAGCAGCAGUGUCUGGCCCUGCAGGAGUUCUUCCGCCGGCUGGAGGAGCGGCGCUUCGCGGUGGAGGAGUGGGCGCGCCGGGCGUCGGGGCGCCGCGAUGCCGUGUGGACGCGGCUGCAGGCGCGCCUCGACGAGCAGCAGGAGAGCCUCCGGGCCGGGGUCGCCGAUCAGCGCUGGAUCAUCCAGGCGUGGCAGCAGCUGGAGCGGGAGCACGAGGAUCUGAGCCGGCAGCUGGAGCACGCCGAGGGCUCCAUGGUGGCCCGCGGGGUGGUGGAGGAGUCGGAGGAGUGGCUGUCAGACCGCAUCGCCGCUCUCCUGAGACUGCGGUCGCACCUGGACGAGCACCUACCCCGGGUCUCCCAGCUGCUGGCGGACGGCAAGCGGCUGCACGGCCUCCUGAUGGCGCGGCUCAGCUCGGCCGACGAGGCCGCGCGGGCCGGGCGCGACGACGGCGAGGGCCCGCGGGUGACGACGAGCGGCGCGGGCGGGGAUCCUGCCGAGCCGACCCUCCGGAUUUCCGGCGAAGGCGAAAGGUCGCCGGCCGCCCCUGCGUCGGACGGCGGCGCCGAGGGGCGCUCGGCGCCACAAGGCGAGCCGGGAGACGGGGCUCCGCGGCCGACGGCUCUCGCGCUGGGCCUCGCUGCCGGGCCGGGCCUGACAUGCCACCUCGAGGGCUUCGGCCAGCGCUGGGCGGACUGCGGCGGCCGCCUGGGCGCGGAGCUGCGUCGGCUCCAGGCCCUGCUGGCGCACCUGGCGCGGUUUCGCCGCGAGUGCACGGAGCUGCUGCUGUGGCUCGCCGAGUCGCGGGGCAAGCUGGACUACUGGAGCAACCAGGCUGACACGGUGGCUCACGAGCCGUCCACGGCCCAGGAGCUCUUCCAUCGGUUCAUGGCGUUUGUGCACGAGGCCAACGUGAAGGUGUCCCUCAAGGCGGCGGUGGUGGCGGGCGGCACCCGACUGCUGCAGCUGCAGCAGGGCGAGGCGACGGCGCCGAGGACGCAGUUGGCGCAGCUGGAGACGGCGUGGGCCGAGCUGACGGCGCGCGUGCCGCUCGUGCAGGAGCGCCUGCACCAGGCGUUGGUGGCGUGCCGCCCGUCGUGCCAAGCCAUGGCGGAGCUCCUGGACUGGGUGGACGAGGUGGAGCGGAGGCUCGCGAGCGACGGAGACAAACUCUCCGGCCUGGUCGGCGCGGCGCCGCUCAGGGUUCUGCUCGACGAGUACAAGGGCUUGACGCUGGACACGCAGGCGCGCCAGCCCCUUGUGGACAGCGUGAGCCAGGCGCUGCUGCAGCAGCAGCAGGGCGCAGCGCACGUGCAGGCGCGGCGGCGCGAGAAGCUGCAGCUGGCCGAGAGCGUGGGCGUGCUGGACCGGCGCUGGCAGGCGCUGCUCGGCCGCCUGGCCACCACGGCGGAGAAGCUGGAGACGCGGCUGGAGGCCUGGACGGAGUGGGAGGCGCUGGCGCGCUCCGUGCGCGACUGGCUGGAGGCGCAGGCCGUGGGGCGACUGGCGGCGCUGCGGCAGUGCCGGGGUGGCGGAGCUACGGCGGCUCUCGCGCUCGCCGCGUGCUCGGAAUUGCAGGACAAGCUGAAGGCGCAAGUGGAAGAGGUCGACAAGCUGGAGGUGUGUGGCGGCUCCGUGGUGCCGGCCGACGGGACGUCCCCCGGCGGUCUCGUCUCAGAGACUUUGCGCGAGCUGCGGGCGUCGUGCAGCCGGGUGCAGCAGGAGCUGUCGCGGGUCGUGGAGCAGCAGCGGGAGCUCGUGGAGGCGUGGGGGAGCCGGGACGCGGCACACGAGGCCGUGAACCGGGCCUUGUGGGAGGCCUGGCAUGGCCUCAGCAGGGCCAGUGUCCUCACGGGGUCUGCUCAGGCUGCCCAACGGCAGACGAGCAUCCUGCAGCAUUUGCAGGGAGAGGGCGAGCGCAGGGCGGAGCUGCUGCUGGAGCUGGUGGGGGCGACGGGGCGGCUCUGCUCCGCGUGUCACCCGGUGCUGCACGCGCGCCUCUCACGGGGCCUGGACGAUGCGAGGAGGAGCCUGGAGGAGCUGGAGCGGGCCCUCACAGAGAGCCGCGCCCGGGCCGCCGAGCUGCGGGAGCUUUGGGCGGUGCUGGGGGUGUCGAGAGCGACGGCCCUCGGCUCGCUGUCACGCCUGGAGGAGGAGGCCGCCACGUUGGGGGUGACCGUCUCCCCCUGGGACCUGCCGCUGGAGGAGGCCCACAGCUGGCUCUCCAAGUGCCAGGAGAUGGAGGCCGGCGCCGACGCUGCAGAGAGCUCGCUGGCGGCCCUCUCGGCCCGUGCGGACGAGCUGAGCCAGCGCGCGGGCCCCACGGCCGCGGCCCACGCCCGGCUGGAGGGGGGGGCCCUCGCCCACCGGCUGGGCCGUGUGCGGCGCUCGCUGCGCUCCAGCCGGCUCGCACUGCAGCAUGGCAGCAGCGUCCACCGGGGCCUUGUGGAUGGCCUGCGGGCGCUGGGGGCCGUGGUGGAGGAGGCCGAGGCGGUGCUGGGGAGCGAGCGACACGACGCCCAUCCUCCCGGGGAGCCCGGAGGAGCGCACGGCCGCGCAGCGGAGAUUAAGCUGCAGCUGCUGAGUCUGGCGGCGGCGGUGCCGGCGCUGGAGGCGGCGCGAGCCGACGGGCGCCAGCUCCUGCUGGACGGCAGCGAUGCGCAGCACCUGCGAGCGCUGUCCGCGCGCUGGCACGGCGCAGUCUCGCAAGCUGCACUCACAUCAAGCCAGCAACAGGGUCAGUGGCUGCAGCGACGGAGCUUCGUGGAGAAGUGCCGGUGCUGGAAGAGGCUCCUCCUGGAGAUGGAGCAGAGCCUGGACGUGGAGGAGGCUCCCGGCCUGGAGGACGGCCGCCACGCCAAGGAGAACGGGCAGGCCGCUCGCGUGGACCUCGCCACGACCGGCGAGCGCUCGUCCCCGCUCGACCGCCACGGGGAGCGUCCCGACGCCGGCGGCGCGACGGCGCUCGGGGAGCGCUACGACAAUCUGCUGGAGCGGCGGAGGACCGUGGAGUGCCUCCUGGUGAAGGUGCUGAGCCAGCAGGCGCUUGUGCAGGAGGUCAUGCGGGAGGGCCGGGAGCUGCUCGAGAGUGGGCGAGCAGCGGACCGCUCGGCGCUCGGGCCCAAGCUGGCGCUGCUGGCUGUGGUGUGGCGCGGCGCGGUGCGGCGCACGCGGCACGCGAGGGAGGAGCUGGCGCGCCGCGCCGCCUCGUGGCGCCGCUACCUUGAGGCGGGCGCUGCCGCGCGUGACGCUCUGCACUGGCUGGAGGCCGAGGUGACGGAGCUGGAGCGGGGCAGCGCCGGCCUCUCCCAUCCGCGGGUGGCCCUGCUCCUGGAGGACACGGAGGCCGUGACGCGCGCCACGCAGCGCACGCUGGGCGGCCGAGCGACGGCACUGGAGGCCGCUGCCGCGGCCGCGGCGCUACAGCUGGAGCCGGCGGCGCGAGGCCGCCUGCACCACGAGGUUGUUGCCGCACACGAACGGUGGAAGCAGGCCGGGCUUCGUCUGCACAUCCUUCAUCAGCGGCUCACGUGCAGCUUGCAGGAGAGGGAGGGCUGGGAGUGCGUGCUGGAGGGCUCUUUGGAGAAGCAGGCCCUGCUGCAGGAGAGGCUCUUCCUGCUGCUGCUGCCAUCACAGGAACCGCAGCUGCAGGAGCAGCAGCUGCAGUGCAGGGAGCUGGAGCAGCUGGUGGGCGAGUGCACCGAGGAGCUGGAGGGGUUGGAGGGGCCGGAGGGGCCGUGCUCUUCCCUGGAGCUGCCGGCGUCGGACGAGGACCGCGCGCUGACGGAGGCCCGCGUGGCCGGCGUGCGCUGGCAGUGGGCCGACCUGCAGGACCAGGUGAGCCGGCUGUCGCGCUGCGCGUCGGAGCGGCACGAGGAGUGGGAGACGUUCGUGAGGCGCGACUCGCGGCUCUGCGAGUGGCUCGUGCGCCUGGAGCAGGCGGUGUCGCGUGGAGGCGAGGGCAGCCUGGAGGAGAUGCUGGGCUGGCUCGAGAAGGAGUGCAAGGACGAGGUGGAGGCGGCGGGCGACUGCUGGGCCCGGCUGCAGGCGUUCGGCAACCAGCUGGUGGCGGCGAGCGGAGCGACGCGCGCCGCCGAGAUCAGUGACAGGCUCGGACGCACGGAGGACCGCUGGAACCACCUGCACUACUUCUGGGCCACCAGGGUGCGCUGGCUCCAGGAUGUGAGCGGCAACAAGCAGCAUUUGGACAGCGCCAUGGGCAGCCUGCGCUCGUGGCUCGCCUGCAUGGAGGCCACGCUGGCGCAGCCCAUCAUCUACCACGACUUCGAGGCGACCGAGAUCCAGCUGAAGCUGGCGCAGCAGCAGGAGCUGCAGAGAGACAUUGAGGAGCACAGCGCCAGCGUGUCGUCGGUCCUGGGCGCGUGUGGGGCCCUGCUGCAAGACUGCGACGCGUGCGCCGGCAAGGCGGAGAGCGAAGGUCUGUCGCAGGCGACGCGCGGACUCGAGCGGCGCUGGAGGAACAUCUGCGCCACAGCCAUGGAGCGUCGGCUCAGGAUCGAGGACACGUGGCGGCUAUGGCAGAAGUUCCGGGAGGACCACACGCGGUUGGAGGAAUGGCUGGUGGAGCUGGAGCGCACGGCCGCGUCGCCGAGCUCCUCCUUGGUGCUGUACACGCAGGCCAAGGAGGAGCUCAAACGCUUUGAGGGCAUCCAGCGGCAGGUGCACGAGAGCCUGACGCAGCUGGAGCUUGUCAACAAGCAGUACCGACGGCUGGCGCGCGAGAACCGCACGGACGCGACGUGCUGUCUGCGUCGCAUGGUGCUCAGCUGCAACCAACGCUGGGACGAUCUCCAGCGCCGUGUCGCCGCCAUCCUGCGCCGCCUCAAACACUUUGUGAGCCAGCGCGAUGAGUUUGAGACGACGCGCGAGAGCCUGGUGGUGUGGCUCACCCAGAUGGACCUGCAGCUCACCAACCUCGAGCACUUCUCCGAGUUCGACCGCGAGGUCAAGCUGCGCCAGCUGCGGGCCUACCAGCAGGAAAUCGAGCUGAACACAGCACGCAUCGAGGAGCUCAUCACUCACGCCGAGGAGCUGAUCCAGAAGAGCGAGCCGCUGGAUGCCGCCGUCAUCGAGGAGGAGCUGGAGCAGCUGCGGCGAGAUUGGCAGGACGUGUUCGCGCGCGUUGAGCGAUAUCUCACUCGCAUCCACGGCCUCCUGGUGGUGGUGACGGACGAUGACGACGAUCAGUCGGACGCCGAGACGGAGCCGGAGGAGCUGGACGGGGUUCCGCCGAGCGUCGAAGGCAUGAGCGUCGGCGUUGCAAACGCCCCGAUCGUGGGCUCGGUGGGCGAUCCGUGCCUCCUGCGGCCCUCUGCCACGCGCAACGCAGCGCUCGCCCAUCCUUCGGGGCGAGACACGCCAGCCAGCCUCGAGUGGGACUACCAGUUUGACAUCACCCGCAUGGAGGGGGCACCGGAGAGAGGGGAGGACGAGGAUGAUGACGGGGGAUACGAUGACGCCGAUGGCACUCUUACCGAUAUAGCUGUCACUGAGACUCAUGAGGCCUUCAUCGCUCAGACAGAAAGUGUCCUCAGGACAUCAAGGGAUGGAAACGGCAACGUCCUUGAGCUCCAGCUGCAGCAGCUGAACAUGGCAUUGGAGGCCACGCGCUACCACCUGCAGCAGACGGAGCACUUCCUGAGCCGACGCACCCCAACGGGACCGGACCUGGAUGGAACCUACGCGCAAUACAUGCAGCUUUUGACUGAGUGCCAGAGCAGCGUUGAGCGCGUGCGCUGCAUGGGCGAGGCCUUGAUGGAAGGCCAAGAAGACGGCAGCCACUCCACAGGCCUGCAGCAGCAGCUGUCCGGCGUGUUCGAGCGUUGGGAAGAGCUGCGCGAGCAGGCGCAAGCCAAGGAGCAGCGCAUGGUCACGCGGCUGCAGCAGUGGCGGCAGCUGGACGCGCAGGCGCACGAGCUGGCGCUGUGGUUGGACGGAGCGCAGGCCACACUCGGCCAAUGCCGUGCCUCCACAGCUGCUCACUCCCCACAGCUGUCCGCCUUGCAGCUGUCGCUGUCACAACUGCGGGAACUCCAGGAGGACGCGGAGUCACGCCGUCCCCUCGUGCUGUCGCUCGCGCUGGGCGCGCGGGAGCUGGAGAGCUCGUGCGGCGACGGGGAGGAGGAGGAGGAGGAGAACGACGACUCGUGGUCGAGCACGGACAGCGAGGCAGAGAGCACGGCGGCGGCGGCGGCGGCCAGGGUCUGCGUGCCGGGCGUCCGCCCGACGGCUGGGCAAACCCUUCUCCAGCUCCUGCCCGACGUCCUGUGCAGGUGGAAGAGGGUGAAUGGCAGCCUUGAGGAGCUGGAGCGCACGCUGUUUGACAACAUCAGCAACAUCCAAGCAAGUCGUGAGAUGAAAAGAGACAGGGACAGCCAUCCACCAGUGAAUAUCGAUCAUCCAGUUCACAGUCUCCCCAGCGGAAGCAACGCUGCGGAACGGGGGGCGGCAGCGGCGCAGAGCUUGGCCCCGGCUCGGAGCGCAGCGAAGGAGACGCCGGGGUCAUUUGCGCGGCGCGUCGUGUUCGCUUCGCUGCCCUUCCAGCUGAUGCUGCUCUUCACGUUGCUCCUGCUCGUGUGCCUGAUGCCCUCCACGGAGGAGCAUCCGAUCUGCGCCCACGUGAACAACUUCGCCAGGUCCUUCCACCCAAUGCUCAUUUAUACGAACGGGCCACCUCCAACGUGACACGGCCCCUUUGCGCAGAUGGAAACGCGCACACGCACAGGCGUCAUCGUUCAAGCAUUGUCUCAAGCAGCGUCGGCACCUGUUAUGCAGUGAUCGGUCAGGCUGGGAUCUGGGAGUGGUGGCAGUGGGGGGUACAAACUAAAUAAAAUAUUUUAGUUUCUGUUUAGAUAGCAACAAAUCUGACAGUUUUCAGUCCAAUUCAAACGGUGCAUCCCUGAACAUCACACAGGAAAACGGAAGCAUCACAUACUGUGCAUCAACUUAAAGCAUGACUGUUUCACUAUAUAUGCAAUAAACCUGCCUAGUAAUUUUUGUUCCAAUAUGCAAGCACUGGUCGCAUGUUGUCUUAAUCUACAAACUCACGAAUGAGCAACAUUUCCUAACUAUUAGGCCUGCAAUGUCUGUAAGAGGAGAUUGGCAUCAAGGCUUCAUUGCAUUUUCAGAUACAUUAUUCAACAAUAAAGAAAUAUUUUGUGCGACUUGUUGGCCACUCGGUAAACUUGCGCGUUCUUCAGUGCACUCUACAAUGUACGUCGAGCUCAUGCGAAGCCACACUCAACAAUCGCAGGUGAAGUGCCAAUCCACACCAGGCGUAAGUACAAAGGUGAGCACACCACCCUCAUCGGAUUGCUUCGUGACACACUGAGGAGACUUACACUCGGUAAGGCCUCAAUUAUUUCGCAAUUUAAUUUAUAAAGAACCGUGUGGAGUGGAGCCAGUGGUUUCUUGUUUUCAUUUUCAGUUCGAAUCCUUGUCCAUAGAUGAAAGCAAAAAUGUUUUAACACACGCACAAACUCCAUUUGGUUCAUUUUCUUUUAAUGCAACACUGUAAAAACUGUCACCAGAAAUUCUGACUGCAGACGGCCAAUUUAUAACAUCACCAAAUGCAGCAGCGGCUUUGUGGUGUCCACGCAGCCUCGCAACUGCAGCCGCCUUCUCUUACGACCAACAGUCGACACCAGGAACGGCAGUAAUUUAGAAUGGCAUCUACCAUUGCCGUAUUCUAAAUCUGUAAUUUAAAACUACGCCACAUGCCUUUAUCUUGUGAGGGACCUGCAGAAAUUACGGGCAGCAGUCACGAAGAGUUGGAAUGAGGUUGAAAACUGCGUUUUAGUCACGAACGUUAAGCCCGGUUUAUAUUGGUGGCCACUGACUGCUCCUCCAGGAAUUUGAUCUCUUAUCAGAAUGUGUAUUUAUCCUGGAGGAAUCCAAUGACCUGGAAGCUCUUCUUCACGGCGGGUCAGCAGGAAUCUAAAAAAAAUCCACACAGGCUCCCCCCAGGGCAUCAUUGAAAUACACAAUACCCCAUCACGUGAUCUCUGAGCAAUUUUAUCAAGGAGAACUCUGAGCCCAAGUACUAUACAGCUCGACCCAAUUCGGGAGCCCAAUUCAAACACUUUGGGUCUCAGGCCAACAAUCUAAAACACUGAUAAAAUGACAGCUCCUAGGUCACAUGACAGGGCUGGCUAAAUUGUGAUGAUGCCCUUGGGGAGGCUGUUAUUAAUUAUUUAUACGUGGCGUGGGUUAGAGUUGACAAGUCUGGAGGAGGAGCGUCUUGGCAGGCAGUGUAAAACUCUCACAAAGCAAAGCCCAUGUUCUCAUUAAAUCAGCCAAGGUCUACUGUUUUAACUUGAGAUCCAUCUUAUUUAAAUAUUCUUUGGGGGUUACAUUAACAUUUUUAAUUACUCAUGAGAUGACUUUGUUUUAAAAAUAUGUUCGUAUUGUGUGAUUUGAUUGAGUGGGUUUUUUCUUCUACAUAGCCAGUCAUUAAGCCAAGUAAAUCAAUUGUUAGGUGAACACACCGCUACAACUCAGAAUGGGCUCAAACGUGCAACGCAUGACGUUACAAUUGAUGCAUCUGCCACCCUCGCUCUAAUCCCCUCCUCCUGGUUUGCGAAAUGUGCCACGGCUGCGUUGACCCCCAACAUGGUGCUCGUACAAAAGGCAGUCUGUACGCUUGCAGUUGUGCCUCCUCUUAAAGCACAACAGCCUUUGCAUGUGUAAAACACUCACGGUUUUAAUAACGCUGACAUUGUACACUGUUAAAACGCGCCUGUGUAUGUAUUUGUAUAGAUAUUUAUAAAACCAUACCGUAGCCUGUAUAUAACUGAUGACCAAUACUUGUGUUUUUUCAUUUCAGUAUUAUCAGCAUUAUACAAAUUGAAGAUAUACGCAAAUUGUUGUAGUUAUGGGAUAAUUAGUUUUGUAACUUUAAUACAACAAUUCCAAUCAACACUGGAUCGUAACAAUUCUGAAAACCAAUUUCUGUAAACGUUUGCUUCCCUGAUUGAGGGUACUAAACAAUGAAUCGGAAUGUUUCAAGAUGUUUGUCUUUGUUCACCAGGCUCUUUUGAGCUGUUAGGGCAUCAGAAUUUUGGAGCAUGGCCCUUGUGUGGCGUUUUGCAUCACUAGCUCAUCUCAUACACCGGCUGUCCUCUGCAAGUCACAUUUAUUUGUGCUGUAAAUGUGUUGAUAUUUUUUUUAAAUAAAUGCUGUGUACAUAAUGCACAUGAAGGAGUACGCGUACGCCAUCAUGAAUAACAUUAUUUUUUGGGUGAGCGCUUUUGGAUAAUGAGGAUUGCAGAAGGACUUGUUCUCAUGAAUGAACAUGGUGUCUGCCUGGUGAUGAGCAUUAGCGUCUGUGGACAGCAGGUGAAUACCAUGUGUUGUGCAAGAAACAAGUUAAGUUCUUGACAUGAGGGCAGAUCUCAACUCCAUUCCUCAGCUGCCAUCGACACAAUGCAGCAUUUCUCUUCGUCCAGCCUUCUGCAUUUAUCCUGUACUAUAUAUACCGUAUGGUGUACUGUAGAUUAUCAUCCGUGUUUUUUUAAAUUAAAUGUUAAUUUCCAAUGCCUGUUGAUUGGCACGUGAGAAAAGCCACAGUGUGGUGGAUCCCAAAGGCUUGGAUUUGGUGUUGAGAAGUGCUCACCUCCAUCAUUGUGAAGACGCAGUGGAAAGCUGUGACAACUGGAGGUCUAAGUGAUGACACAUGGGAGAUCACCACGUGGGAGUGAGGAGCAUGCUCUUCACCAUGAACAAUAGAUUUUGUUUUGAUGUAUUUGUGUGUCAAUGGUAGCUCAAGUCUAAUGGAUAACUUUUUCUACGUGUGCACAUUUGUGAAAAUCGCACUUGUCUUUGGGCUGUAAAAUUAAUUGCUGCAAUAAGGUACUGUUUAAGUGUGCGUACUUCAUGGCUGUUGGUAAGCCGCUUGUAGUGAUUUGGUAAAUGAAUAACAUACAACUUUAAUAUCCAUUGGAUAUACCUUAACUGGGUCUAAUAUAAAUCCCGUAGACAUUUUUGAAAUGACUGCAAAUUUAUUCAAAGCUAUUUAAUGAGUUGAAGGACUGUAAUGAGAAUCGUUUCUCAGACAUAUACUAUACCUUUGUAAAAACACUUUGCUAUGUUUAUUAGUGAUUAGCUGAUUGUGGUUGGCCCAGGCUGAAGAAUGUUGAACACUAAACACAUGGCUCAGAAUAAGCAGAUAAUAGAAUGUGUUUAUAAGGUUCAUAAUAUCAGUGUUAUAAAUUAUGAGCUUUCGCCCUGGUGAGAGAUACCAACCUUAAAUUUAUUUUCCAUGUAUUGAAAGCUGUGGAAAUCAAUCAGAAAUAAACCGAUUAGCGACUUUAAUUGAAUUCAUAUUACUUCCAAGUGUAAUGACAAAUACAGUUCCAGUUUUGUUGGAAAUAGUUACAUGAACCAAGUACCGUAACCAGGGUGAUGUUUGCUUCACAGUAAAGUUGGGAAUGUGAACCUUGAAGCUUUUUAAUUGCAAAGUGUUUGACAUGACAUUUAUUGAAAGCCAAAGGUUGAAUUACAUCUGUGGUUCAUGGGUUUUCACUUUUCCCAUGGAAGUUCUAGCAUUAAGCCUUUUUGUUGCUGCCAGUCCUUGAGUUGAACAUUCUUUUUUGUUCGUGAAGUCACGUGAAGGUAUUUUAUGGCAAGAGGUCGAGUGGCACCUCAUAAAUGGGACCCCCAUUACGUGACACACGAGAAUGUGAAAAUGUUUUGAUGAGCAAAUCACUCUGUGAAAAUCCUUGUUCUGUGAAAGUACUGUCAUGUUAAUUGUGAUGGAAGCAAAGAAAGCACAUGAAAAACAUGCAUUGGUUCUGAUGAGUUUAAUUUGUUCAUAGGUAAAAAGAACGGUUCUGAUUUAUUGCGUUUCAGUUCCUCUGCAAUGGUCACGUUAGUAUGAAGCACAACAGCUGUACAUAGGUCCACACCAGCCCACUCAGAGCCAGGUCUUGACGUGCACUACCAGCCCUGUGCCUUUUAGAAUGAUGGCCACUCAUUAGGUGAGCUGCACAAAUUCCAGUCGAGCCAUGGACUCAUUACAGUACAGUACUCUAGUUUGGUUUUCUAUAAUCCCAUGUGCACUGCUGGCUCAUGGCCCAGCUCUCCAUUGUGCCCAUCAUGGCCAAGCUUCAAAGUCCACCUCCCCACUGAAAAGUCAAAUUAAAACAAUAUCAUCCUAAAUAAGCAAAGGCAUUGCAGGCAGGAGUGAGCAAACGAUUUUGCCUACAUGUACUGUAUGAGUAUGCAUCCCAAUAUGUCCUAGCUUUAGGCCCAAUGUUGACCUGAAUUCAGGCACAUUUACAAUAAUUAUUUGUAGAAGUGGUGUACCAUAGCUUUUUCCUAAAUUUACGAUACAAGACCUGGUGCUAUUUUCCACCAAAAUUAGAAAAAAAAUGUAUUUAGUUUUCUGCUUAUUCUGACCUGAAUAUAAAAGUGUUAUGAAAAAUGUGAGAUUUAUACAGGUUGUAGAACACGGUACAAUUAGCCAAACAAGUGUUUUUAGACACUGUAAUUCUACUGACGUGUAAUGUUUUUUUAGGGAAAUGUUUCCGAUGUAUUUUUUUGUAAAUGGUUCCAAAGAGAUUGCAAUGUACUGUAUGAGAUGUCUGCACUUUGUGAUAAAAAUUAAUUAGCAGCAA
Molecule: messenger RNA, 16818 nt
Organism: Petromyzon marinus (sea lamprey)
Lineage: Eukaryota; Metazoa; Chordata; Hyperoartia; Petromyzontiformes; Petromyzontidae
Product: nesprin-1-like
Cellular component (GO): membrane
Molecular function (GO): protein binding
Source: RefSeq, a predicted model, not a curated record